This is a messenger RNA of Tribolium castaneum (red flour beetle), 2391 nucleotides long. Its product is annotated as MYCBP-associated protein. The coding region runs from base 1 to 2391 and encodes 796 amino acids. The transcript has a single exon. Lineage: Eukaryota; Metazoa; Arthropoda; Insecta; Coleoptera; Tenebrionidae. The record is from RefSeq and is a predicted model, not a curated record.
AUGUCAGGCGACCACGAAAAUUGUGACAAAAUCGAAAAUCCGCUCAAAAAUUGGUCAACUUGGACGCAAGAAUGGCGAAAAGUCCAGGCAAACAUCGCCCGGAAAUUACACCGCGAGCCCGGAAACCUCCUCGUGAACUACUCCGAAGGUCUCCGCAGCAUCAACGAGGAAAAACAAGCCCUCGACAGCGCAAAAAUCCCGACGGAAUUCGACAAAUACCGGGGAAAGCCCGACUUUUGGCACCUCCCUUUUGCCCUCCCCCGGAAACACCCCUGUUGUCCGUGCGAACCUGAUUAUUUCGCCGUGAAAACGAAACAAGAGGGGUACGAAAUACCCCCCAUCGAGCACAAAGGGGUACCGACUGUAAUUCGAAACGAAAAAAAUAUUUUAAACGGGACGCGCAACAUUUAUAAGCGCUGGCAAAAUAGCCAAUACCGUUACGAGCAAUUUAUUAAAUGGGCGGAGAAAGUCGCGCACAUCGUCCCGCAUUGGCCCGAUUUGCAACACUUGGUUGUGAUUGGCUCAAAAAUUGCAAACGAGGAGAGUGGGGAUCAUGCGGACGUAGCGAGUGAAACGACAAAAGUGAGCGAAGUUGGAAUAGAAGAACCCAUGAUGGGAGUUGCAAACGAGACGAAACGUCUCGAUUUGAAAAUUAACGGGCUCGAUGUGGGACAAGAACACGACACGAGGAAAAUUUGGCUGAAUUUCGAGUUUGAUAUUUCGGGUGAUGAGGCAGUUUCCCAGUUUCUAAUCUUUGAUAAUUGCGGUUUGGCAACAUUGAGAAUUAGUUUUGAAAAACUGGAAAAGUUUCGUUUGUUUCGGGAAGAGCCGAGGGAAAGUUUCAGGUUUUAUUUUGACCGGAAACAAGUCGUGAUUUUGCCCGGAAUGAGGGCGGAAAUCCCGAUUUGGUUCAAAACGGACCGGCCAGGGACGUAUUCGGAAAAUUGGGAAAUUCGCACUCAACCGGCCCUGUGGAGCGACGAUUUCCGCGUAAUUUUGGUGUUAAAUGCGUACUCGUGUUUCAAAAACUUGCAACAAAAAAUUGACACGACCGUGAAAUUAAUUGAAAUCAAAGCUAGGAAUUUACUAAUUAAAAAUCUCUUGGAUGAUUGCUUGAAAACGAUCCAGUAUAAGGAGACUCCGCCUAAAGUUUGCGUUUACGGAGAGAAAGAAUUAUUCGAACUUGCGAAUUUUUCAAUGGGACGACCACAAUUCAUCUACGACGAAAAACUUGUAAAAGAACUGAACCAAAUUUACGAUCGAGUCAAGUCGGGAGAAGAGAAGUGGGACUUUUCCAUUCGUAGUUUAACAAAGUUAGCACAUCGUAAAGAUACGAUUAUUUACCUUGAUAAUAAAAUGCUAGAACUGGUUGAACACAUCUUAAAAAUUGAAAAGGGGGCUCAGGAACCCCCCAAAAAAAUUGAAACCAAAGUAAAGGAAAAGAAACAGAAGAAAAAGAAAGACAAGAAAUCAGACAAAAAAACAAAAUCAAGUAAAUCAUCGACGUCGCAACCCGUCGAAGAAACCAAACCGGUGGUUAAACCCGAACCGUUCGAAUAUUCAAACCAAGCCCAGGUUUGGGACGUGGUCCGAAAAUUCGAUUCCCCCGUCAUUAUUAACACACAAAGGGAGAAAUACUUGACGUGUCACUCUAUUCUGAGUGCCUAUUUUGGUAAAAUGUGCCACUCGUUAAACGAACUUGAACUUGAAAUUGGUUUGAACUCAACUAGAACUUAUCCACGCGUCAAAAACAGGCUUUUGCCGACCAAUGAACUUCCGGAGAGAUUGGUCUAUGAGUAUUUUGAGCAUCAUUAUAUUCCUACUGUUCCGCUAAGGGAGGUUUAUCCAUACGAUGCGAAAAAAAAGCCGAAGGUUUUGAGACAUGUGCCGAGUGACGACGCUGAGGCGUUGUAUACGAUUUAUUUUAACAAAACUAUUGGUGAAGUAGACAAGAAGAAGAAAGGUAAAGGCGGUAAAGAAAAGAAGAAAGGUAAAGAGGAUAAAGAAAAGAAGAAAGGUAAAGGUGAUAAAGAGAAGAAAAAGAAAGAUAAAGGUGAUAAACACAAGGGUAAGGAUAAAGGGAAGAAAAAGAAGAAGGUCGAGUCGAGGGAGAACAUAAAAAAGGAGAUUUCAAUCGAAAGUUUCAAUCCGUAUAAAGAACAGUUUGUCUAUUUUUCGGAAAGUGAGGACGAAGUGGUCGACAAUGCGGGAGUCAAGAAAAGGGAUUUGUCGAAAGAAGAGUUGAAUGAUUAUAAAUAUAAACAAUAUCUCAUUGUUUACUCCUCUUUGGGGAAUGCUGUUGAUGCCCUUGUUGACACUUUAGAGUCGUUUAAAUAUGUCGUUUCGUACCCGACGUUGAGCGAAGUUAAAUCGCAAGACGAAAAACAUUGA